Molecule: messenger RNA, 2476 nt
Organism: Mytilus trossulus (common blue mussel)
Lineage: Eukaryota; Metazoa; Mollusca; Bivalvia; Mytilida; Mytilidae
Product: vacuolar fusion protein MON1 homolog A-like
Exons: 7
Coding region: 54-1679 (541 amino acids)
Biological process (GO): vesicle-mediated transport; protein targeting to vacuole
Cellular component (GO): Mon1-Ccz1 complex
Source: RefSeq, a predicted model, not a curated record
AUUUUAUUAAACCGGAAGUCAUUUUCGGUGAUCUCCAAUAAUGAACCCUGGCUAUGGACGAGUCAGAGGGCAAAGAGGCGGAACAGGUGCCCCCUUUAGUUCGAAAUCCAGACUCCGCUUCUGCUUCUGAUCAAGACGAUUUUGUAGAACCUGCAUCUGAAGAAAUAAAGAGCGCAGUUCUUGUGGCAGCAGAUACCUUUGUGGAUAUAAAUUACGACGAUCUGGUCAACGAAGAUUAUGACAGCCAUCCAAGUGGUGUCAUUCACGCCAUUGUUCGUUCUGGGUCUCAGGACGAACAUAGUUCUUCAGAACACAAUGACACAUCUACUGGCGAGGAAUCAAGUGAAGAUCACAAUGAGAUUCCAAAAGAUAUAUCUGCCUCUUUGAAUGAUGUGGCUUUGAAAGAGUCUGACCCUAUAGAAGAAAUUGAGGAAGAUGAAUAUGGAAAAGGGUCCAAGUGGCAACUGGAAAAGAAGCAUAUAUUUAUACUUAGUAGUUCUGGAAAGCCUAUUUACUCACGGCAUGGUCAGGAAGAUAAACUAGUGACAAUUAUGGGCGUUCUACAAGCUUUGAUAUCAUUUGUGUCUGCCGCUAAAGACUCAAUGCGUAGUAUCGUUGCAGGAGACCAUAAGUUUGUUUUCUUGGUUCGAGAACAUAUUUACCUUGUUGCUGUAUCCAAAGGAUUGGAAUCAGUGCAACAGCUUGUACUACAACUAUCAUAUAUAUAUAAUCAAAUUCUUAGUGUACUUACAUUUACUUCAUUGCAAAAAAUCUUUAAACAGAGAAGAAAUUAUGAUUUGCGGAGAAUGUUGAGUGGAUCCGAAAAAUUUAUUGACAAUCUAUUGAAUUUAAUGGACCAUGACCCUAGUUUUAAACUUCAAGCAGUACGAUGUCUGCCAUUAGAUAGUCCCGUUAGAGAUAGCAUUGCUCAAAGUAUAAUUCAACAUGCAAGAGUUAAGGACUUAGUUUUUGCAAUUAUUUUAGCAAACAAUCAGUUGGUGACACUGGUACGAAUGAAAAAAUAUUUCUUGCAUCCUAUGGAUCUUCAUUUAAUCAUUAACCUUGUGAAUGCAUCAGAGUCUUUCAAAGCUGCUGAGUCUUGGACACCAAUUUGUCUGCCAAAAUUUGAUGCAAGUGGUUUUCUUCAAGCACACAUAUCAUAUUUAGAUGAAAGUUGCCAAACUUGUAUGCUGUUGUUAUCUGUUGAUAGAGAGUCUUUCUUCAUAUUAUCAGAAUGUAAAAAGAAAAUCCAGGAGAGGCUUAUUAAAUACAAUGGUUUACAAGCUAUCAGUGAUUCCCUUAUGAAGACAAGUUAUAGUUGUCAGCAAUGUGGAAUAUCAGAUUUAAGACAUUUCUUAUACAAGUCUCGCAGCAUGGCACAGUAUACAAGUCCAGAACUAGAGGCUCCAUACUUAUCUGACGAGGAACAAGAAAGACUGUUUGGUUUAUACCUAUAUUUACACAAUAGGAUACAUACGUCAGUUAGACCACUGAAAAUACUUUAUCAUGUUGGUAAACAUGAGACAUUGUUAGGCUGGGUGACACAACAGUUUGAAUUAUAUGCAGUGUUUGGGCCAUUAAUAACAAAGCACACUGCAAUAGGAGCAAUAAAUAAACUACUUCGCUGGAUAAAGAAGGAGGAAACACGACUUUUUAUACUGAACUCAGCUACGUUUUAAUGUGUUGUGAAUGAAAGUGAUGAAUGUUUUUAUGAUAUAUGUGCUAAGCCAUACACAGUUGAUUAAAAGAUUCUCAUUCAAAAUCAUAAAAAAAAAGGCUACAAAGAUUUUUCUUGGUUACUUUUUUUCAAUUGAAAUUUGAAGUAAUUGAUAGUAUUGUGUAAAUUUAUAAUUUUGGGUUAGAUAUCAAAUUAGGUACAAAUGAUUUUGUGCACCUUUUACUUUAGGAAAACUUAAAAUGUAGUUUUCAAUCUUUAAUUGAGAAUGUUAAGUGAAGGUAAAUAUCAUGAUGUUACUCACUCUGUUAAAUAUUCUCCAUGUUAUUAAAUAUGCUCUACAGUUUGCAGAAAAUUGAUAUUGCAAUAUGACAUAAUUUUACAAGACCUGUUUGAUAUAUUUUAUUAUUCUGGGGGCAGAAAUUAUAACCUGAUUCUGACCAUUGUUGUAAAAUGUAAAAAAUUUAGUGGUUACCUAUUAUUAAGUUUCUGCUUACAAGUCUUAGUUUCAAAAUAUGUAAAAAAAAACUUGUUGUCUGCAUUAAAAGGGUCUUUUUAUUGUAACUUCACACACAUUACAAAAUUUUGCAAAAAUGAAAAGAUGUCAGUUAAACAGCUUUUCACUUAAAUGACCAGUGUUCGUCAUAAUGACCAUAUAAAUUUAUUUUUCUUGAGUCAAAUGAACAAAAAUUUUACAUUUCAAAAUAAGGUUGAUGUAUACAUGAGUAAAGAAUGAGAAUCUUUGAAUUAACUUAUCUGGUCUUAUUGUUAUUUUUUAUUUAUUAAAUCCAUAGACACAUA